AUGGGUGGCCAUGCAGUUCGUGUUGCGGUUAUCUGCAGCUGGAUCGUGCAAUUCACAGCGCAGGCAGAGGACCCGAGCAGGCGUGCCGGUGAUGCGGACUGGGCUCGAGGAUUAUGCAGCCGGAGCUAUGUGGAUGCCUACACAGGAACCGCACGCUCCUUCGAGAGACAUUUGCCUCUGAGCGUCUUGGAGAGAUGCAAAAAGCAGACACCCUCCAAGGGCUCGUGGAUCUGGGAGGGCCGGAACUGGUGCUGGGAGGCGGUGAAGCGCCGCGCCUGCUACGGGCACCAUUCCUGGCAGGAUGCCCAAAGGAUGGCUGCGGAAGACAAGGAAGCUCCGCGCCUCGAAGACCUGCUCCUGCCUGCGCUGCAGGAUGCCGAGCGCUGCGACGUGCCGAAGCUUGGUGCGUCGCUCGAGCCGGAUCCACCGUCUCAAGGCCUUCUGCUCCCGGAGCGCGAAGACCGCGUUCAGGAUGAGCAGAAGUAUGUGAACUACCAGAUCGAAGCUCACGAAGCUGAGUUUUGGUUUCAGCGACACGUGGCCGUCUACGUGUUGAAUCUGCCAACCGCCACCGACCGGUGGUCACGAAUCUCGAGGCGGCUGGAGGAGCUCCAAAUUCACGCUGUGCGCGUGCCUGGGAUCGAUCUUUCCGGACCGGGUGCCAUCCAGCAAGCGCAAGAGGAGGGCCUUGUGCCGCUCCAGUGGAACUUCUCCGCUGCCAAGCAGAACAUGGUAAGGCUCUUGCAGAACAGUAGUGAGGCCGCAGCCCGGAGGUACCUCGACAACUAUGGGCGCGGAACAGUAGGUUGCGCGGCCGCCCACCUGAGAGCCAUGUGGCAGGCUGCUAGCAACGCUCACCGCCUGGAAAAGCCCCUGGCCCUCAUCCUGGAAGAUGAUGUGAUGCUCGAGGACGACUUCAAGCUCAAGCUGCGGCGCCUGCUACGAACUGAGGCCCCGUGCGACUGGGAGGUGAUCUCCCUUCGCUCACAGUGCCCUUACGGCGUUUGUGUAUCUCCGCACCUCACGCGGGUACAGCCCGAUGCUAACGAGCCAGAGGAGAUGUGCAGGCAUGGAGUGAACUAUGGCUUCUACGCCAUGGUCUACCGUGCUGACUCACUGAUCUCCAUCGCCAACAAGCUCCACCAGCGCAUUUGGGAUGAAGCGAGGCCUGGCUGCCUCGCCAACGACGUCGCUUUGGCCUCGCUGGCAGAGGAGGUGGUCUACUACGCGGUUCCCUCGUCACAGGCCGUUUGCCGAGUUUUCUCUGGGGAACCUGACAGAAACCUCACUGGGCACUUGGGCGCACUGCGAAACCAUGCAUCUCUUGCAUUUUUCUUCUUGUUGCUUAUGCCGGACCCCUCAAGGCUCGGAGAGCCCGUCACUGCCACCGUGCAUACCACAACUGCCGCGACCGUCACUGCUUUCAAAUCCUGCCUGUUCAGAUUCAUUUCGCUUCUCUCUCUUCUGAAACGAAGAGCAUGCGAGCUUUGCGCCGUUGCUUCGCAGGUGCCUGGCUUUCUGGACCAUGGUGACGGCUUCGGCUCUGCCACUCGGCAAACAGCAGCCGCUUGA
Symbiodinium natans is the source of this 1572-nucleotide messenger RNA. The record is from the annotation of a GenBank genome assembly. Lineage: Eukaryota; Dinophyceae; Suessiales; Symbiodiniaceae.